AUGUUACUUUUACUAAUCACUUUAUUACUACUUGUACAUAUUCCGGUAAUGGAAGUAACAACCUUAGCACCAAAUCAUGUUGCUAUUAAUCCGAAACGAAAAUAUAUUGAUGCUGAUACAUCAUGGUUUGAACCAGAUAAGCAUGAUGUACAAAAGAUAUCAUUAGAUGCGAGUAAUCCGGAAAAGGUAAUCCUUAAUUUGAUUAACUCCGACAAACAAUUAAGUGCAUCAGCACAAGGUAACAUGGCAGCAGCAGAAAGUAAUGGACAACGAGCACAAGUACAACGAUUUGGUGAUAAAGGCGGUAUUGCACAGGUUGAAGGGCAUAAAGGUCAGAUAAAAACUAAGGAAGAUGGCGAAGGACUUCAUGCAUUCUUGAAAGCUGAUGGGAAAUACACGUUAGAUACAGCAGCCCGCGGUUCCCUGAAAGAUCCAAAAGAUACAGAUUUUGCAGCUAACAAUGAACGAUUUGAUUUCGUUCUCAAUCCACAGAGUCAGAAUGAAAAUGAAGGUACCGGUACACUUUCAUAUACUGACAAGGAAAAACGGAAAAACGGUAAAUAUGCAUAUACGAUAAAAAAGGAUAAUCAUAAAGUCGAUGCUUAUCUAUCAGCUGAUACUGUUAAUGAUAAGGACGAAUUUUCGCAGUCAUUAUUUGGAAGACGGUCUGAAAAAUAUCACUGUACUGCAGAAACACCAGGUAUCUCACAAUGUUAUGAUGCACAAGGACGCAGUGUGGGUAAAGUUGCAGCUGAUAAGUCCGGUAAUACUAUCAUUUACAAUGAUAAGGAUGUACCCAUUGCCACAGGGAGUGUGCAAAAAAUUAACAACCAUUCUUAUCAAGCAGUAAUUAGCAAGAAUUUAUUUAUUGCAAAAUUGAAAGAUGCUCGAACAUCAUCAUGUUGUCGAGAAAUUACUGGAAAAAAUUGUACAGAUCCUAUUAAAUUGGCAAAUCCAUCAUUUAAUCAUCCAUCGGAACGUGAUGGUGAUACGUUAAAAUUAACGUGGCCUGAUUGCGUGGAUAUGUCCAUAGAUGUAACAUUGCCACCAAAAGUCCAUAUUAAUCGCCUUGCUAUGAAACUUGACGUGAUGAUUCAACCAAUUGGGAAGUUACGUUGUAUGGACGUAGCAACGUGCGGCCGUGAAUGUUAUUACUGCGAUUGGUGCAAAAAUACAAAGAAAUUGAAGCUGCUAGAAAAUACUGAUGGUAAUUUGUGUCGGGCAACCGAAGAGCGUACUUAUCGAUUAACUGUUAAAUUAUGUCCACCACCAGAAGAUCCGUUAUUUACGCUUUGUUCCGCAUUUUCGAAAUCGGUAUGGCAAAAAGAUUAUUGGCAAAAGCAAGGUGCUGUUGACAUUUGGAUGAAGUUUUACGAAAGAAGCGAAACAAGGGCUGAGAUAAGUUAUCAAUGGUUUUUAUGUAAUCUGUAUAUUUAUACUACUAAACUUAUCAGUUGCUUCUCAUUUGAUUAA
Molecule: messenger RNA, 1473 nt
Organism: Cercopithifilaria johnstoni
Lineage: Eukaryota; Metazoa; Nematoda; Chromadorea; Rhabditida; Onchocercidae
Source: the annotation of a GenBank genome assembly